Molecule: messenger RNA, 3091 nt
Organism: Gambusia affinis (western mosquitofish)
Lineage: Eukaryota; Metazoa; Chordata; Actinopteri; Cyprinodontiformes; Poeciliidae
Gene: rbm44
Product: RNA binding motif protein 44
Exons: 19
Coding region: 269-2866 (865 amino acids)
Molecular function (GO): RNA binding
Source: RefSeq, a predicted model, not a curated record
GAAGUACGUCACGCUGGUGUCAUCACGUGACCAACCUCGCUUUGGCUUCCAAGCUGAAAUUGAAGAGUUCAGCUCCUGUCAGCUUAAACAACCAUUUUCAAUUUAAUGUGUGUCUUUGUAAAAUAUUUUACAAAGACAAAAGACAAGAGUUAGCCUUUACAGGUAGAAAUAACAACAAAUUGAAAGGCGAGACGAUUGCGGGCAGGUGUGCGGGAUUGGAGAACGCAGAUUUUUGAGAGUGGACGCGUUUAAGCGUUAAUUUGCAGUAAUGCUGAAUUCCAAGAGAGACACUGCGUGGACCACGAGCCCGGCAGACCUGCAUUUGUUGAUGAACCAUCCCUCAGCUGUGCGUCUGGCUGGUUGGCCCGGUCUGCCCGCCACGGUGUACUACGAGGAGCCUGCUCUCCGCUCGGUUUACAGGGUCGUGGACUGUCCCGCCGUUUUUGUGCCAUCUCAACUGCUAGCACAGUCGGUAACACCGCCAUACUGCAUUUGCGAACAUUCGAACGCAAAGGAGAACCGAAAGCUCCUGCUGCACAGGUCAGUUCUAGAACUGGUGAACACUCAUCACUACCUGGCUUUGACGGACACGGAGCUGCUGCGCUGGUAUCUCAGUCUGUCGGCGGAGGACAGGGGCAUCAUACUGGAUGAGGGAGGCCUUCACUACUUCCUACAGAAUCAUCCUGGGUUGGAGCUUUCUCAGGGUCAUGUUUAUUUGAAGCAAGCGUCUCUGCAAAUGUCGAAGAUGCUUCCAGGUGACACGAGGGAGAACUUACCUAAGACCGGCUUUUCUCACAGUCUGACAAGAUUUCAAAAUCAAGUGUGUGAGGAGGCCUGUGACAACGCCAUGGUCCCCCAGAUGGCUUACGGCCUCCCUCUCUCACACACACUGAACCAGAACAGGGGUUUGCCAGUGUCUCAGCCGAACAGCAGCAUCAUCAGUGCAGCUGUGCCAUUCAACAUGUACUUAGAAAGAUCCAGACAGAGAAAGCCUGAGGACUCGGCAGCAUGCAGCCAGCGGGCGGCCUCCACCAUCCAGGCACAGUCAGAGUGUCCAGUGGAAAACAGCGGGUCCUCACAGCAGCCAAGAGUGGACGCCAUGAAGCUCACACAGCGUUCAGAGGGGGGCACCAGCCACACAGCGCAGAUCCAGCAGGCUCCUCCUUCUGCAGGUCCGGCAGGAGAAAAUAAUGUGCUUGGUGACCAGAGAACAUCGGUCAGUCAUGUGGAGAUCAGACAGAGCUCUGAAGAUGAAAAGGGUCAGUUCAACUUCCCCAUCAAGGAUGAUGGGGGCAGCCUGGUGUGCUUGGCAGGCAACGGUGUGACACUGCAGAAUGCUGGGGCUCUGAUCCAGCUGGGCGACCCUCCAGCAGACAACUGGCCGAAGAGCACUGCAGAGAAGUUUACCUCCACUGCUCCCUGUGCACCCAGCUGUGAUGCUGCAGUGAAUACCGAUGUACAGUGCUGCACAGCAAAGCAGACCCAAACUGAAGGUCCAAACACAUCCGAAUAUAACGUCAUGACUGAGCUUCAAAUGUCCGAUCUGGACUACCUGGCUGAAGAGUUGAUCAAACUCCAGACGAUUCAGGAGCGCAAGGAGCCAAGGAAGAACAAAAGCCCUGGCAGUGUGUCGGCUGCUCUUAGAACGGACUGCGGCUGUAAGCAGCGCGCCCAGCAGGCAGAGCUGGCCCUGCUCACCCUGCACUAUGAGCUGUGCCGGCAGCACGUCUGGAGGCUCUACUACACAUCCGCUGAGGGACACCUGUCCACGGCAAUAGCUGAAGACCCGCCACCAAACAUUGUGAACAUCCUGCAGAAGUUGGAAACUGACUAUAACCAGAUGAAGAACCAGAUCCUGACGGGGGUUCCUCUGGAGCAGCUGAGUCCUCUGUGUGUGGAGUCUGAGAAGAUCACGACAGGAGCAUGUUACGUCCCUGAACAGAUCCUUACUGGCCUGCUGGGAAAGACUCCUUCUGGUUCCACUCAGGGGACACAGAAGAAUGUAGGAGCUGGAGACGUUGGAGGUCCUGAUGGGGACAAACAGAGCUGCCAGAAACCCAAACUGCUCCACAAGGAAGAUGAAGAGGAUAAGAGAGCUGCAGCUCUUGUACCCAAAGAGCGAUUGGUUAAGCAAAUGGGCCUUGAAGAGGUGAACUUUAGUGAGGCGUGGUACGAUGCUCAGGAGGACCUGCAGUUGCCAGGACCGGCAGUUGACACAGCCGACAAUGACAGAUCAGUCGGUGGUGAGAGCAGCAGCUCAGUACUGUAUGUAUCCAACCUGCCUGGUCAUAUGACACAGAGUGACGUCAGGCAGUUGUUUGAGAAUUUCCAGCCAUCAGAAGUCAGCAUCGUCCCCUCAAAGAACGGCGUGAGAGUUGCCAUAGUGAUGGUGGAUGGCCCAGAGGCGGCUAAAGCUGCAGUCAGAGAGCUCAAUGGCCAUCAACUGCACAGCCGUACCAUACACAUCCGGCACCUGAGUGGAGCCGCUGCUGGGGGCCUCACACCUGGCUCCACCUGGGGGUCCACAGCCCCAGAGGAUGCCAACACCAACUGCAGGCUCACUGAGAAAAAGCUGGUAAACCCAGCGGUCCUCAACUCCAGCAUCCAAACCAGGAGGGUGGUGAGCAUCUUUCCCACUGCCAAGGGGACCUGUGUACCUCAGCACUUCGGCACCAUGGGCGGCCUGGAUGCGCUGAUGUCCGAGCUCACCCAGCUCCACCCCCAUGUCCACCGCCAGACAAUCCUGGAUGCUCUGAUGGAGCUGAAGACCACACACCACGGGGUCCUGGCCAGCCUGUCCCUCAGCACCAUCAGAGACAUGACCUCUGCCCUGCUGAACAAAUCGCCUACUGUCACGCAGAACUAAGUGGAAAAUACUGUGCACCUCUGUUCAAGUUUUAUUUCCAAAUUAGCCGCAGUUCUCCAUUUUUAUUUGAAGUUUGUAAAGAAAAGAAAAGAUCUGGGAUUGUUUGUGGGAAGUGCUGCGUCUUCAUUUUCUGCUGGAUUGCUGUUCUUCACCAGUUAACAGAUGGAUGUUUGGAUCUAAUGUUUAGAUGUUUGUUCUUAUAAAAAGCUCACCCAAUGAACUAUA